Nasonia vitripennis (jewel wasp) is the source of this 8971-nucleotide messenger RNA. It is a transcript of the gene mGluR, whose product is annotated as metabotropic glutamate receptor 7. Gene Ontology annotation, cellular component: membrane. The transcript has 17 exons. NCBI's taxonomy places the organism in Eukaryota, Metazoa, Arthropoda, Insecta, Hymenoptera, Pteromalidae. Gene Ontology annotation, biological process: G protein-coupled glutamate receptor signaling pathway; regulation of synaptic transmission, glutamatergic. Bases 544 to 3468 code for a protein of 974 amino acids. The record is from RefSeq and is a predicted model, not a curated record. Gene Ontology annotation, molecular function: adenylate cyclase inhibiting G protein-coupled glutamate receptor activity.
CGGCUCCAGUCUGCCGCUGGCUGCCCGUGGCUCAAGCCGCGGCUCGCCUCCCCCUUCCCCCGUUCGCUCGCAGUCCGUUUGACAUCUCACGCGCGUCUUUGACACAUCGCAUUAGGCUGCAUUCUAGCGAGCACUAUACGCGCUGCUAUCUCCCCCCGUCCUGAUGAGCGCAUACUAGUGUGACCGGAGACUGUGCGCAAGAUGAAGAGUCAUGCUAGCCGUUCGCCACGUUAUCCAGCAGUCCAGUGAGAGAGCCGCGCUCGAGGGCGCCGAUUAUGACAGAUUCUGUGCCGCGGCUCUUUGAUCGUUAGAAGUACACGGAUACGUCCUGCGUGGAGGGGUGUGCCGCAGCUUCGAGGAGAGGACCACUGGAUCUACGCCGCUGGAUCUUCUGCGCUGAAAGGCCCGAACGUUCGCCGGAGGCUCGCGUCUUUGGCGAGCAACUGCGGACGACUAUACGACUACGACGACGUCGGCGGUGGCGACUAGCAGCGGUAGCAGAGCGGCUGCGGCGGCGGCACUGGCAUCAGCGGCGAGAGCAACAUGAGCGACUGCGGAGCGCUACUGAUGCUGCUGCUGCUGCUGGCAGUGGCUGCCGUCGCCAGCCAGGCCUACCAGGUAAACAGGAACAACGGCGUCGAGGAUGGCUCGAAAUUAAUCCGCAUAGUUGGCGACGUCAUUUUCGGCGGCAUAUUCCCCAUGCACGAGCAGGUUUCCGGGCCACUCGGGCAGCCGCCGUGCGGCGCGGUCAAGGAGGAGAAGGGCGUGCAGCGGCUCGAGGCGAUGCUCUACGCCCUCGACCAGAUAAACGCGGAUGAACAGCUGCUGCCCAACACGACCCUCGGCGCCCUCAUCCUCGACUCAUGCAGCAGCGACACCUACGCCCUCGACCAGUCCAUGGAGUUUGUCCGCUCCUACAUGAAUCAGGUUGGUACAUCACGUGACAUCACGGAGUACAAGUGCGAGAACGGAAAGUCGCCGAUCUACGAGCCGCACAAGCCGGUCACGGGCGUCAUCGGCGCCUCCUUCAGCGGCGUCUCUAUCAUGGUGGCCAACAUCCUGCGGCUCUUCAAGAUACCGCAGAUAAGUUACGCCUCGACGAGCACUGAGCUGUCGGACAAGAGCCGCUUCGAGUACUUCAGCAGGGUGGUGCCGCCGGACAAUUUUCAGGCCCAGGCGAUGGUCGAGGUGAUCCACAGGCUCGGCUGGAAGUACGUCUCAACGGUCGCAGUCGAGGGCGACUACGGCGAGAAGGGAAUCGCCAGCUUCGUCUCUCUGUCAGCCGAGUACAACAUUUGCGUGGCUGUGAGCGAGAAGAUAAUGCGCAACGCCAAACCCGAGGACUUUGAGCGCAUAGUCGAGCACUUGGACUCGAAGCGGAACGCUCGAGGCGUCGUUCUCUUCGUCGAUGAGGAUAACAUCAGGAAGCUGCUGCAGGCGACGAUCAAGGCCAACAAGACCGGCCACUUCAUGUGGGUCGGCAGCGACAGCUGGGGCGCGAAGGUGCACCCGGUGCGCGAGCAGGAGUUCGCUGCCGAGGGCGCCAUCACCAUCCUGCCCUUUCGCAAUUCUCUCGAAGGCUUCGACAACUACUACAAGAGUCUACUGCCUCGGCUGGGCCGCGAGUGCGAGGGUGUGCACGAGCGUAAUGUGCCACAUCGCAGCAUCCCCGGCAAGUACGUCAACUGCAGGAACGUCUGGUUCCGGGAGUUUUGGUCGCAGCAUCACAAGUGCAGCUUCGCCGCCGGUGAGACCGGACUGAAGAAGUGCACCGGCACCGAGGAACUCGUCGAUUACAAGCAGGAGGGACUCGUACCGUUUGUCGCGGACGCGGUCUACGCGAUGGCCCACGGCGUGCACAACGUCAUCGACGACGUCUGCCUCGACUCGCCUGCCCACCAGCUCUGCGACAGCCUCAAGCCAGCGCCCCAGGGCCAGCAGCUCUUGCAGUACAUAAGGAACGUCACCUUUGUCGGUCGGCAAGGAACGGAAAUUAAAUUCAACGCCGACGGCGACGCUUACGGCUAUUACAACAUUUAUCAGUAUCAACGAGGCGAGGACGGCCGCUACAAUUACACGCUUAUUGGCUCCUGGAAGGAGAGGUUGGAUCUCGAGAUAAACAUGACGCAGUGGGCGACCGGAGCCGGCGAGGCCCACAUACCCAGGAGCAUAUGCAGCGACGACUGUCCGCUCGGUCAGAUCCGCAAUUUCCAGGAGCCAUGUUGCUGGAGCUGCGUAGCCUGUCGGGAGGACGCCUACGUGUUCAACGACUCGUGCAGGCGGUGCGAGCCCGGCUGGGCGCCGGACGAGACCAAGAGCCGCUGCAUCAAGCUCUCGGCCGAGGUGAUCUCGUGGACGAACCCCUGGGCUAUCGUGCCCCUCGUCUUCGCCUCGAUCGGCAUCCUCGGCACGAUCUUCACCGGAGCCGUUUUCAUCUGGUUCAACCGGACGCCAGUGAUAAUGGCCUCGGGCCGGGAGCUCUGCUUCGUCCUCCUGGUUGGAAUUCUCUCGUGCUACCUCAUGAGCUUCGUCAUACUGAGUCAGCCGACCAAGUGGAACUGCACCAUUCUGAGGAUCGGACUGGGGCUCUGUUUGAGCCUCUGCUACAGUGCCAUACUCACCAAGACCAAUCGCAUAUCGAGGAUCUUCAAUCAGGGCCGGAAGAGCAUCAAGCGUCCCUCCUACACGUCGCCGAAAAGCCAGGUCGCCAUAUCCGUCGGAAUCACAUCGGUGCAGCUGGUGGGAGCGAUAAUCUGGCUGAUAAUCGAGCCACCAGACACCUCGGAGAUCUAUCCGUACCCGCUGACGGCCGUCCUCACCUGUCGCGUCUCCACUUUCGCCCUCAUGAUGUCGCUCGUCUACAACAUGCUGCUCAUCCUCUUGUGCACGCUCUACGCGUUCAAGACGCGCAAGAUACCGGAGAACUUCAACGAGGCCAAGUACAUCGGCUUCACCAUGUACUCGACCUGCAUAGUCUGGCUGGCCUUCAUACCGAUUUACUUUGGCACCAACAACGAUUAUAAGAUCCAGAUAGCCAGUAUGUGCAUGUGCAUCAACAUCUCGGCGACGGUCGCCUUAGGCUGCCUCUUCACGCCCAAGGUCUACAUCGUACUCUUCCAGCCCUACAAGAACAUCCGGCCAGGCCCUAGCAACAGCUGCCAGCAGUCGACAGGAGUAGGCUACCGUCAGGGAUACAGCAUGCGAUUCUCCGCGCCAGGACGCAGCCAGACAAUGCAGAGCGUUACCUCCGGCUCGAGGAGCUCGCCGCCGCCCAGCGCUGGACCCACUACCACGACCGCUGCCACCUCGUCCGGGACCAGUCAGCAGCAGGCUGCCAGGCCCAAGCACGCCUCGACCAACGGCGAGCCUCAACGCACUCAGACCGAUCCAGCGACGACGACGUCGACCCCGGUAAGCACGACGACCGGCGCUGCCAGCCCAACGAUCGAGGACAGCACGGUGAGCUAGGUAGCGCUUGUGCACCUCCGCGAUCCCCUGACCUCCGCUCAGGAUCGCGAGGACCAGGUGCGCCUGCAGGACUCGAGCCUAUCGUAGCAUCCGGAGGACGCGGCCACGCCGCGCAAGCAUCAGCACCACCAUCACCACAAGAAGAAGAAGAAGCACAAGCGCCACAAGCAACAACAGCAACAGCAGCAAAAUCAGUCGUCGCCGUCGCCGCACAAGAGCGCGACCGAGGAGUCGGCCGACGAGAUAAUCGUCCUCACGCCGGAGAAGAGCCAGAACGGCGACGCGGCUGCGCCCCGGAGAAUCCUUCAGCUCCAGGACGGCUAGAUGCGCUGAUCAAACGUGUGUGCACGCGUGCAUGCUUUCUCUCGCGCGCGCGGAAUGUACUCUCGACGCCGAGGACGAUCGAUCGAACGUGUGGCGAGAGGCCGUUUGUUCCUACUGCAGGUAACGACCUCGCGCUGAUGUUGCUUCGCGCGUAGACUUGUUGCACUGACGCGCGCGUGCUCGCUUUCUUUUUUUUUUUCUCCCUCGCUUCCUUCUCUCCCUGCGCGUGUAUACGCAGUCUGUCGGAGCUGGCGCAUCUGUAGGCCGCUGCAGUCGUAAAGUAAAGGCCGGCCCGGUUUUAUAUAUACAUGUAUUCUUCGAGCGUAAAAGGGAUUACGCUAAGAGAAGAGCCCACCCUCACUGCUGCUUCUGAAGUGGCCCGUAACGGAAGGAGCGCUCUCUCUCCCUCUCCUCGCACCUCGCACUCCUUGAGAACUUUGAGGACGUCCAACGCACGAGAGAGUUCGCCUGAAUGAUUUAUAUAUACGCGAGCACAGUCGCGAAUCCAGCUUUGCCGGGAAGCGCGUUAAAACUCUGCUGAAUGGCUUUUCUUGCCGACAAGGCAAGCUGCGGAGAGAGAGGGAGAGAGCGAGAGAAGUUUUUAAUAGGACUCGUGAAUUAAAAAUCUUCUGCUGUAUCGAAUAAUACAGACAUGAAGUUUGAAUAAUGAAUGGGCCAGCCUCGCUACACUGCUCUCGACUCUAUUUUCGAUCGUUGCCCUGUUACUCCGGGCUCUUCCUCGGCUAUAUAACAAUAUAAGGCGCGAGCCCGCGCGUGAAUUAUUCAAUCGAGGCCCGCCGCGAUUUCUUUCCGCGAUACCGCGCGCGAUUAUGGACAAAAGAGCGAACAAUUCCAAAGCCCAAUUAAGAGCCGUCGAGUCGCGAAAUUCCACUCGAUCGAGGCGCUUUUCGACGCGUCAGUGCAACAAAGUCGCCGCAUAUCCGAUGAAAGAAAAAAAAAACCCGCGUGAUGGACACUCGAUACGUUCACUCUGCGCUGGCGGGCUGGCGUGUAACGCAUCGACAGACGAUCUGCUGUUUUGCAUUUUUUUUCAUCGUCGAAGAACGGAGGAAGUAUAAGGCCAGGCGAUCCCUUGAUUGCGCGUGAAACGGCGCUAAUUGCCGUUGGAGAUCGGUAUAAAUCGAAUGAAAGACUGCAGGACGCCAACGCCCGUUCGGUUUUAUAGACGCUCUUCACUCGCGUAUACGCGCCGCGCGUUUCUGGGAAAAAAUUCUCACGGCGCCUGGCCCACUUAACCCUUUGAAGCACGUUUCUUCCGCUCUCCUUUCAAAACUCAAUUAGACUAGAAAUUCCCGGCUACUUUUUUGCGCGCCCCCCGCGCGUUCGCUCGACUUUAGGUUCGAAAUUUGAAAUUCAAAUUUUGGGUUAAGUACCCGGGCGGGCCAGGCUGUGCGGGCUGCUGUCCACAUAAUAAAAUCAAUAAAGCGCCAUGAUUCGGACGAUCGAAUUCUCGCGAAAAUGGCUUGCGCUUGGAAUCCGAGGGAGGAGGAUUGCCGAGCGAAAAAUAUCAGCUCGAUCGAGCGCGCCGCGUGUACAUAUACCGCGUGUGUAGGUAACGAAAUAUUUAAGCUAUUCGACCAAACGUAAAAACAAUACGCGAUUUUUCGAACUGAGAGAUAUUCCGCCACGACUCUACAUUCCGAAGGAUAAGCCAGCCGCACUAAGCAAAAGUCUUCCACGUAUUUAUACAUACCUGUAGGAACCUUACAAAAAGCCGAUAAAACCGCGCGGAUUCGCUCCGUUAUGAUAUUCUAAUCAACUCCGACGACGAGAGAUAUCCGCUGCAGGAGGGAAAAAAGCCUAUAAACAUGUGUAUACUCGGCAGAGCGCUGCGAGAAAAGCUUCCGCACUUGAUUUUCCUUAUUUUUUACGGAUCCUCGCUCGCGCGCAUCACAUCCCAUCUCCUUGCGCGCGUGUAUAAAAUAGAGAGAGAGAGAGAGAGAGAGAGAGAGAGAGAGAGAGAGAGAGAGAGAGAGAGAGAGAGAGAGAGAGUAAGAGGACGAGAAGGAAGUGAGAACGAAAGAACGCCGUCGCUUUUCGUUACGCGAGUCGAGUGAGCGUCGAAAGAGGCGCGGAUCGCCGCGCGAUGACUUGUUGUCGUGUCAAUUUGCUCGAGUAGGCCGAAAUUCGACGAGAAAUGCCUGUCUAUCCAUCCCCCGCUCGCUUUCGAGAGUAUAUAGAGAUAGAGCGAAAGCUACACACUCCGGAGCUUGCUCCUCCUAUAGCUGCCCGUAUACGAGAAAGAGAAGAGAGCGAGAGGGCUGUUAUACGGUAACCUGAUUCGCCCUCGAGUAUCGAUGUCUCGGCCGAGUGUAGUCCAUAUACACAUACACACAUACGCUCGCACAUAUAUAUAUAUAUAUAUAUAUAUAUAUAUAUAUAUAUAUAUAUAUAUAUAUAUAUAUGUGUGUGCCGUCAUAAGACUAUAUACUGUGGCACAUCCAGCUCGCGCGCGGAAAUCCAAUAUUUUCGGUUCAGGUGCUGCAGUUCUUCGUUUCUUCGUUGUUUCGCCGUGGCGACGAUAAACAACAUUUCCUAGGACGGAUAACUUUAUACCCUCGCGCCCGACUCGCGCUCGGUUAGGAGUAGGAGGAAGAGGGCAAAAAAGAGGCGGACGGGCGCGCGCGCGCGCGGGAGGGAAAGAUAAGUUUGGAGGGAGAGGAAAAUUGCUCGUACACGUAACCCGAGCGAGUUUUCUGUAAUAUAGCUGAAUUUUAUUCGAGAUAUUUAUGGAAACUGUAUUAUAUUAGUUGGCCCGAUAAUGCGCAUAUAUUCGCACGCUCGUUUGUUAUGAAGUUUUGCGUUUUUAUUCCAUCGCAUAUCGUUGGCUUAGAGAGAGAGAGAGAGAGAGAGAGAGAGAGAGAGAGAGAGAGAGAGAGAGAGAGAGAUCGAAGUAUCGUUUUUGUUUUUAAAUUUUAUAUAAUUUAUUUGAAUCGUUGACCGAUAUGUCCGUAUAGAUAUAUUAUGCGUAUAUAAUGUACACUGCGUUUGUAUGAUAGCGAGUAUUUAUCAAAAUUAGACUAUUAGAAGGUGCUUUCCCGUGUAAUGCUGUGAAGAAUAACAAAACCAUGCACAGAGACUGCAAUUUUCUACAAACGUAUUUAUAACGAACAUGAGUAUAAGAGUCGACCGGUUGAUAGGCGAAGAGAGUACGUAAGGAUUAUACAGCACUCGUUAACCGUGUAAUUUAUAAAGGUAUAAUCAACAACUACAACAACAACUACACUACAAUAUAACUCGUGUUUUUUAACGCUUCCCUAAUAGAAAUGACAGCAGACGACGUUUCGUUUAUACACCGGUAUAACGGACUACGAUUUUUCAAACGACCAUAAUACUUCCAAGUGUUUUUUAGACGAUCGCCGGAUUCUGACCGAGAUUACAUUACAAACCGCAAUGUUAAACUACAUCACGCAUCCGAAAGCGAAUUUUUGUAAUAGAUGACCUGUGUAACGCGUCAGGUUUUACAUAAAUACUAUAUAUAACUAUGUAGUCGAUGUGAGUGAGUGUGAAAAACAAUUUAAGUCGAACAGUUUUAACGGAAAAAAAUAAAAACUUAAGAUACAUAAAUCUAGUUGUAUAUCUCGACGUGUAAUGAAAAAUUUCUUAUUAACGCUGACUAAAGGAAUACUCAAGUGAUAACAAAACUUGCAUAGGCACAAAAAGAAUUGCUAGUUAAGUCGUACAUUUUUUGGACAGUUAAAGGCGAAAAAUGGCAAAAAAAAUUUAAUAGUAAAUAAUAAAUAAUAAUAAUAGACCGAUGAAUAUUUUUACCUCCGAAGCAGACACAAAAACACUCAGAGAGCACUGACGUAAAAAUAUGCUCGCGGAUAUUGAUCGUCGAAUGUAUAUAGCCUUACGAUAAAUUUCCCGAUUUAGCGACGACAGAUCUUCGCGCGCGCCCGCUCCGAGACAGUCGGCGAGAGAAAAAAGAAGCCAUCAGUAUACAGCUUUUUUCCUUCUCGCCCGCUUCACACGCGAGAUUACAGCGAGCGCAAAAACUCCCCGGAGUGACUAUACGUCGUGUACACAAGCGCAACAAUCGGGAAACGCUUCCCUAUGCCAUCAAUAGCUCCGUGCAGAUAUGGCUCCACUUAAAUUAUUUUGUUUCGCGCUCGCGCGAACUUGCGAAUGAAAAUACUCGACUCGCAUCAGCGUUACGCAGCAGACUCGCAUCGAUUAUUUCUACACAAUAAACUUUGGACGGAAAUUAGUGUGUAUAACGUGCUGCAUUUGGCGUUUUUCUUUUCAUCGCGCUCUUGCGAGAGAAAAAAGUCAGACUCGAGCGAUUCAUUGUUAGUCGUGCGUUAAAUUCCUCGUCGGGGAAAAUUUAAUUCUGCUGCUGGUCUUUGUGCGAACUAAUUUUUUCUUUCGCAAGAGCGACCGUUGCGUAUACUGUUUUUUGAAUAAUCGAUGCGAAUGCGCUGCAUAGCCUCGUUAUUGUGUAAACAAAAAUUACUCCUCUCGGCGAAAUCGCGUCUAUCUCGCAUGCCCUAAACAUUGUCGUCUAUUAAACCAAAGAUGUAUCCAAAAAUUAUACUUUAGCUCGGUGUUUACGCGUACCUGUAAUCGUCAUAGCGCAGCAAAGUCGCGCCCGUCGUAUACAUUAGUAGUAACGCAUGCAAAUCAAAAACAAAAUGACAAAAAAAAAAUGAUGAUGAUGAUGAGAGAUCCACGACAGACUCGUUGAAACUGUACAUAUAUACCGAGACGCACGUCGACGAGGCCAUUAUUAUACCGAACUUUGUACAAAGUAUGAUAGAGAUCAGACGUAUAAGCCAAGCAGAUUAUGUAAGCGUAAAUGUAUGUGUACAUAUAGACAUAACCGGGAGUAAGUUAUUACAACGUAUUAAACGCGUAUAACUUGUAAAACUGAAUAUUGCCUAUAUAAGACAACUAAAUAUAGCGAGUAAGUAUGUAUACACGCAGUCAUGUACGUCGGGACGAGUCGACUUCAAACGAAUCGAAGCGAUUCCAACUCCUCAGAAUCUAUAUAAUAUUUAGGUAUAUAUUAUAUUAUUAUUGUUUAACUAUAAAGAAAAUACGAAAGACUUUUGGUGAUAAUGUCAAAGUAGCUAUAGCGAUCUAAGCCAAAGCUCGAAAAUCUGCGCGAUUCCGAGUAACUGAAAUAAAUAUAUAUACAUUGCAUUAUAUAUUAUAA